This is a messenger RNA of Trichophyton rubrum CBS 118892, 726 nucleotides long. RefSeq lists its product as uncharacterized. The transcript is spliced from 2 exons. The coding region runs from base 1 to 726 and encodes 241 amino acids. Lineage: Eukaryota; Fungi; Ascomycota; Eurotiomycetes; Onygenales; Arthrodermataceae. The record is from RefSeq and is a predicted model, not a curated record.
AUGGCUCAACUCGAGGAAGAGUUAAAGGAGGAUGCCUGGAUAGAGGUUGAAACUGAGCCCGAGCCAGCAGUAACUUGCUUAGAAAGCCCCUAUGCUUCGAAGCCUGCCAUGUUCCGCACCUCGGAUGGCACAAUCUUCUCAGUGCCAGAGGGCUUCGCCUCCAAGCUGCCGGCACUGGCUGAGCUCCGCAAAGAAAAUCAAGACGGAGUCACCAACUUGUCAUUUGACAAAGAGAUAGCUCACGUAUUCUUCCACUGCCUCUGCACUGGGACCUACGAUGUAGGUUUCAGUGAACAUUCUCCUUGGAUUGGUCCUGGAUACCUUAAGGCACUCUUGGAAUUGAAAUACAGCCUUCGUGUCCAUGAUGUUGCGAAAGAGUAUGGGUUCAGUGCCCUAAAAUCUAGUGCUGAGACUCAUAUGGAGAAAAACUACAAGUGGCUUCCACUUGCCGUCUUUAUGGAUCAUAUCCGAGAGAACUUGGCUUAUUUCAAAGACGAUAUGAACUGGCUUCACGGGCAGGUCCAAAUCGCCCUUGAAGCCGCAUUUGCAGUCAACUCUUUCUUCUAUGAAAGCUCCGCCUUUCUUGGAAACAUUGGACACUCUCCGGAAUUUGACAGGCUUUUGGCCCAGGUUAUGGGGAAAAUGUAUAGAUCCAUGCAUACUGACGGUACUGAAGAAGUUGCAUGGACACUGAGCAAGGAAAGCCGGGGCUGGGACUUCCAGUAA